CCCCAUACCCCGAGGAAGUGCAAGGUGGAGUGUUGCUGUUCUUCCACUUCCCUGGUGUGCAGGAGCUUUGCUGUCGAAGUCACAGGAUGGCAGCUGCUGUCCUGCCCCCUUCUUGUGCUCAGUCCUCCCUGUACCCAGCCUCGCCUCAGAAAGGACACAUAGGGGAGGAAAGGCUGGUCAGUGAGUUCCUGACAUUCUGGUUGCAGGACCUGGUGACCUUUGAGGACGUGGCCGUGGACUUCACCCAGGAGGAGUGGGCACUGCUGGACACGUCCCAACGAUCCCUGUACAGGGAGGUGAUGCUGGAGAACUGCAGGAACCUGGCCUCACUUGGUUGUCAUGUUGGAAAACCCAGUCUGAUGUCGCAGCUGGAGCAAGAAGACACAGUGAUGACGGAGGAAAGAAGAAAUCUCCCGAGGACCUGUCCAGAUUUGGAGACUGUACUUAAAGCCAAAUGGCUAACUCCAAAGAAAGAUGCUUUUAGAAGAGAACAAGUGAAAGGUGUAAAAACGGAGAGAAGUCGUCGAGUGAAAAUCAAUGAAUGUAACCAGUGUUUUAAGGUAUUCAGCACAAAGUCUAACCUUACUCAACACAAGAGAAUUCAUACUGGAGAAAAGCCCUAUGACUGUAAUCAGUGUGGGAAGUCCUUCAGCAGUAGAUCUUACCUUACUAUUCACAGGAGAAUCCAUAAUGGGGAGAAACCCUAUGAAUGCAAUCACUGUGGCAAAGCUUUUAGUGAUCCCUCAUCCCUCAGACUGCACGUGAGAAUUCACACCGGAGAAAAACCCUAUGAAUGUAACCAGUGUUUUCACGUCUUCCGCACUAGCUGUAACCUCAAGAGCCACAAGAGAAUCCAUACAGGUGAAAAUCACCAUGAAUGCAGUCAGUGUGGAAAGGCCUUUAGCACAAGGUCAUCUCUAACUGGACACAAUAGCAUUCAUACAGGAGAAAAACCUUAUGAGUGCCACGAUUGUGGGAAAGCCUUCAGGAAGAGCUCCUAUCUAACACAGCACUUGAGAACUCACACAGGUGAAAAACCCUAUGAGUGCAAUGAGUGUGGCAAGUCCUUUAGCAGUAGCUUUUCUCUAACAGUGCAUAAGAGAAUACAUACUGGUGAGAAACCCUAUGAAUGUAGCGACUGUGGCAAAGCCUUUAAUAAUCUCUCUGCUGUUAAAAAGCACUUAAGAACUCACACUGGAGAAAAACCCUAUGAAUGUAACCAUUGUGGAAAAUCUUUUACUAGUAACUCUUACCUUUCUGUGCACAAGAGAGUGCAUAACAGGUGGAUUUGAAUUGGGAUGAGAAAUUACUAUGAGAAUGUCUGGGAAAGCCCUUGUUGACCUCUCAACAUGAGAGAACUCACAACAGAUAUACAGGUUAUCUGUUGCUGCAUAAAAAGUCAUCCCCCAAAACAUUGUGGCUCUAAACAAUUCAUCAUUAUGUCGCAAUUUCUGUAGGCCAGGAAUUCAGGAACAGCUUAGCUCUGUAGUUCUGGCUCAGGAUCUCUCAUGAGAUUUCAGUGUAGAUGUCAGAUAGAGCUGCAAUCAGCUGAAGUCUUUACUGAUGAAGGGUCUACUUCUAUGUGGCUCCCUUCCACGCCUGGAAAAUUAGUGCUGGUUGUUACUGGAGACCUUCAGUUCCUCACCAUGCAGGCUUCUCUACAGAGUGAGGUAUUUUUACAGUAUGACAGCAAGUUUUCCCCAAAGAAAGUGAUUUAAGGGAGAGCCAAUGAAGAAGCCACUGUUUUGUAUGACCUAUCAUCAGAAGGAUGUAUUUUCACCUUUUCUAUAUUCUACUGGUUACACAGAGACCAGUCCUGAUACAGUGUACCAGAAGACUACAGAAAGUGUGAGAACUAGGAGACAGAUCACUGGGAAGCAGCUAGGAAACUUGCCAUGAAAUUAAUGAAGAAAAGCUUUCAGCACACCCUUAUCCUUCCUAUCAGUGUGAAAUGGUAUUUAGUAACUCUCCUGUUAAUUUACUUCAGAGAGAAGCCUACUGAGUACAAUCUAUGUGAUAAAACUUCAAGCUCAAAUUCAUAUUAAUAUGUCCAACAAAACCUGAAGAAUGAAAGGAAAGCCUUCAACUGUAGCUGCUAGGAGUUACGUGACAGCUCCCAUUGGGAAAAACACUAUGAAGAUCAUCAGAAUGCAAAAGCCUCCAGUGAUUGUUCAUCCUUUCAGAGGCGUGUGAAAUAUAUGGAAAACUCUAUGGCACAAGUGUUCGUGUUACUGAAUACACGAUGUGGAGUAUUCUGUCUGCAGUGACUAUAGGAAAGUCUUGAACAUUCUUUACUUUUUAAAAGAGGAGAAUUUAUUAUGGAGAAAAUUGUUGGAUGUCAUUGGUAUUGGAAGACUUUCCGUUUUCCCACAUUCAGUAGAAGACUUGUGAAUACAAAGAAAGGAGGAAUUCUUUCUAGGAUGAAACUUAGGAAAAACAUGAAAAUUCUCCCUGGAUAUAAAACCUAUGAGUAUUAAUUUUGAAAAAUUAUCAGUGAUUCUUCUCCUGAACACUUAUAUGGUAGAACAGCCUAGGAAUGUAAUCCAUGCUAGAAUGCCUCAGCCCUUCACUAAGGGACUACAAGAUAACUAAUUCUGGGAAUAAACGUGUGAGUGAGUCUGGAGUUGGCAUUACCAUCAUCUAAAGUAGGUUUGACCACUAAAUCAUUAAUUUUAGUCUGGUUCAUACAAACAUAUAUAUCUGCUCCUCAAACCCUAAAUUACCUUCCAAAGUUUGCAGUCUUUAUUAUCAUUUACUCUUUAAAACCAUAAAUACAUUGCAUAUUCAGAAAGGUAUGAAAUUUCUAAAUAGCUCCUGAAUGCUUUUACUUAUAUGAAAUUAGAUAAUACCUCUGAUACUCUUUUUUCCUGUUAGUGAUAUUUUUGUCAGAAUGUGUGGACUUCAUUGUAUUGAGUUUUUUUCUGUUUCUAUAAUUGUAUGGCAAAUACCAUUAGCUUCUUUCCAAUGCUUGUGCUCCCCUUCUCCUUAAAGAAACAUUUCCUUCAAGUUGUUUAUGAGCAAUAUUAAAAAUAAGCCACCAGGCUUUCUUUAAGCCUAGACAGACUUUGUUCCAUUCUGCUGACUGUGAGAAUUAGGUAGAAGUCUUUGAAGUUUGAAGAACUAUCUGACUUGUUUUCUUCACCCAUCUGUUUACCUUACAAAUACCUUGUCAUGGAAAGUGGCCUCAAGGUCUGGAGAAUAAAGAGCUACACACACACACACACACACACACACACACACACACACACACACACAGAGACAAAAGAUCUAUGAUGCAGAAAAACCAGAAUGAUUUUAAUUUCCCCAAAGCUGCUGAUUGGCUAUGUCAGCUCUGGCUGUUUAUUAAGACUUUUUUCUUAUGUGAAUAAAAGUAACCCCUAACUGGUUAAAGCUAAAGUGAUUUGUUGUUCUUGAGGUGUUUUGUUAACUUCCAACUGAAUACAGUAUUUUUAACUGGUAAACUUUGCAGUUUGCCCAAUGUUAACCAUGUUACAUGUUUCUUGCAAAAUGAUGUAUAUUCUCUAAUAUGUAGAUAUAAAGU
Molecule: messenger RNA, 3541 nt
Organism: Fukomys damarensis (Damara mole-rat)
Lineage: Eukaryota; Metazoa; Chordata; Mammalia; Rodentia; Bathyergidae
Gene: Znf558
Product: zinc finger protein 558
Exons: 6
Coding region: 87-1292 (401 amino acids)
Biological process (GO): negative regulation of transcription by RNA polymerase II
Molecular function (GO): DNA-binding transcription repressor activity, RNA polymerase II-specific
Source: RefSeq, a predicted model, not a curated record